AUGCCAAGCGAAUUGAGUAAUGCGAUAACAUCUGAGCAAUGGGAGCGAGUUAUGCAGAUUUGUAACGUAAAACCCAGUGCUGCGAAAACCUGGACCACGCGUCAAGGAUUGUUUGAGGGGAUCAAAGAUGCGAAUGUUCUUCCGAUUCAUGAAGCUUUGGUAGCGGGCGCUCCGUAUCCAAGUAUCGAAGCAUUGAUUCGCGCCUAUCCUGAUUCUGUGUUCUGCAAGGAGUCUUCCUAUCAACGGUUGCCCCUUCACUGCGCGUGUCGGAAGAAUGCAAUGCAAGAUGUAGUGGAACUACUUCUGAAGCAGUAUGCCGACGCUGCGCUGACAGCGGACAACCUAGGAAGACUACCUUUACACUAUGCCUUAUCCAACGGUGCUAAUGACGAUGUUAUCGAUGUUCUAUUGCGAUAUAAGUCGAACAGUGCUCGAGGCUUCGACAAAAGGGGUUGGACUCCUCUUCAUGUAGCAUGUGGGGUCGGAGCAUCAACUCGGGUAAUCAGCCAGAUUCUGAAGUGUUAUCCAGAAGCAGUCUUGAUGCGAACCACAAAGGGUUCAACAGCGAAGCAAUGUCUCAACCUGACGAAAGCAGCGAACAAAGACGAAGUGAAAAAAAUGAUAAAGAAGUAUUACAUGGAAGUAGAUCAGCAGUAUCGGCUUCCAAAACAACCAACUUCCGAUCGCGACUUGGUGUAG
Messenger RNA from Cylindrotheca closterium, 699 nucleotides. The record is from the annotation of a GenBank genome assembly. Lineage: Eukaryota; Bacillariophyta; Bacillariophyceae; Bacillariales; Bacillariaceae.